UACAAUACCUGGAGUACUUGAACAAAAAAAAACAAAUCAUAGACAGCGCAAUUCACUCCGUCAAUAACGCCUAGGUUCUUAGCAACUCUAGCGUUACUCUGGAGAGAUUUGGAACUAUUAUUUAUAGCUGACAGCUGGACACUUUUGCAACAGUUCUACCAUAAGAGAUGCCACUCCUCUUAAUUCCACACUCCAUAACUAAAUGUCACUCGUGACGUCAAAUCAAAGUGUCUUCGAAAAAUGUUACUUACACGCUCGGUCCCCUUACAAAUUGAUCAACUUUAACAACUCUUUUCUUCUAUCUCGAUAUAUUGUGGCGACAAAGUAUAUUUUACAAUUCAAAUAUUGCUAUUAAAGAAAUCUUUAACAUUGACAGAAUGCAAUGACAUUUCAGUGAUUGAAUCUGUGUAGUGUGUGAAAAAACCCUUGAAGUAUUUGGCGAAUUAAUACAUUUUGUUUGUAAUCAUUAUAAUCUCGAAACGACCACUAGACGUGAUCCGAUGAUAAAUACACAAUAUGGCUGUGGCUUGGCCUUAAAAUAAUAAUAACAAUCAUAAGAGAUACUAACGAUUGUAACGAGUCCCUACGUGCAAUAAAUUUGCAUCAACAUGGAUAUAAAUCAGCUUGUCAGCAAAAAUCAGUCCAUUAAGAUAGUUCCAUCGAUAGAAGAAACUCUUCAAAACCAAGGACUUGAUGUAGAUUUAGACGAUAAUACAAUAUUAUGGCUUCAUCAAUUGAAAGAAACUUGGAAAACGUGGAAGAGGAGUCCUACCAUUGAGCACCACAUUGAAUUAUUUUUCACCUCUAGGGCUGAUGCUUUUCGCGUAGCCCUGGUCUUUGUCAUAAAAUGCGAAGAAUCAAAAGAUUGUAAGACUAAAACAUUACCCUAUUUUAUUAUUGAGAUUUUACAUAAAUGGUCACGAGCAAACAAUGUAGUACCUGAUGACUGCCUAAAACUGCCUGCAUUCCAUAUAGCUAUCAGGCAGAGGAACCAGAGCUUUCUGAGUCUUAUGGCUAAAACUUAUCAAUUAUCAACUAUCAAAGAAACUAUUUUGCCAAUUGUAAGGUCAAUGAUCACAAAUGAUAAUUGCAAGCAAGCAUGCCAAGUUGUCAUAGCACUUGAGUUAUUUGAUGAUAUAUCAGUACAAGAAUUACUAUUCCCAUUGAUUCUGCAAGACAAAUCCAAUAUUAUUGAUGAAUAUCUUUUAGAGUGCCCUGCCCAAGUUGCACCACUUCUUCAGUUUUUAGAUAUGUUGCUUGAUAAAAAUUUUAGCAUUCGUGAAUAUGUUCAAAAAUAUAUUGAAGAAUAUAACAUUGGUAAUAUCAAAUAUGAUAAAAUACACUAUAAGCCACUGGGUAAGUUGGUGGCAAGAUUAUGCAAUAAAUUCAAGGUACCAAUUGAAACCUGCAAAAAUCUUAGUAAAAAUCGAACAACUGGAGGUCUGAGGUACUUAAUUCACCAAAAAUAUGAAGAAAAUAAUGUAAGCACAGCUGUUUGGGAUGAUUUAAUCAAAGAUUCACUUCGACAGAAUGCUGACUCAGCACAUGAGUUCAUUGACAUGCUGGUGGCAUAUGACAAGAAUGAAGCUCUUAAAUGGGCAUCAUACUUGAACUUACAAGAGAAUCUGUUGCCAGCUGCCUUGCGGGAAAUGACUAUUCAAAGUGAUGAACCAGAACCUGAGAACUGGGAUACAGAUGUUAAGACUGAGAUUACACAUCAGGAGUAUUAUAAGUUUACGUUGCCUCUAGAGCAAAUAACAAUGAUAGAUACAGCUGAAAAGUUUUAUGACCUGAUGAUGAAUGAUUUAGCAGGAUGUAGUCUAGUAAGUAUUGAUUGUGAAUGGAAACCAUCCUUUGGAGCAAAACAAUCUCAAGUAGGGCUUAUCCAGAUAGCAACUGAUAGAAAUGUAUACCUUAUAGAUAGUAUCAUACUCAAUCAAAAACAAUAUUCCAGCUUUUGGCACACUUUUUACAAAUCUCUCUUGGACAAUGCUGAAAUAAUCAAGAUCGGAUUUGGUCUUGAACAAGAUUUGAGAGAAAUGAAGGCAUCAAUUAUUGGUUUGAGUAACAUGAAGCUAAAAGGAGAAGGGCUGCUGGAUAUUUGUAUAUUAUGGAAGAACCUUAUCAGUUGCGGAUUAGUUUUACCUAGCAACAGUGACAGUGCAGGAAACAGUCUGAGUUCCCUAGUCCAAUCAUGCUUUGGCUUGCCGCUUGAGAAAUCGGAGCAGUGCUCUAAUUGGGAAUUGCGACCAUUGCGGGACACACAGAUCCAAUAUGCUGCUCUGGAUGCCCAUGUCCUAAUCCAGAUAUAUUAUUUCCUUCAGCAAAAAUGUUUGGAACAGAAAAUAGAUUUUGAUGAAAUAUGCAAUGAAGUAACAAUGGAAAGAAAGAAAAAGUGUUCAAAGAAACUGAAAGUUGUAGAAAAAAAUCAAACAUUUGUUCCAUUAAAGUCAGUUAAUGAUGUAAAACUAUUCAUUGAACCUGCAUUGUCAAACUUAAUGACAUAUUUAAGGUAUUGUGGAAUAGACACUAUGCCAAUUCCACCUACUUUAUUAUGGCAUGAUGUUAUAAAUUUAGCUAUAAGUGAAGAUCGUUUGGUUGUUACCGCUAAGUAUAAGUGCACUCCCUUUGAGGAAUUUCCACAAAGCUGUAUAUUUGAUGCAGGUAAAGGUAAUGUUAAAGAGCAACUUCAAAUGCUCCUUACUAAUUGUAAUGUAGGCAUUAAGCAGAAUGAUAUACUUAGUCGUUGUUUGUUAUGUAAUGGCAAAACUUUGCAGAAUUUGACAGUUGAUGAGGUAUAUAAAAUUUGUAAUGAGUAUCAAGCUUCACAGGCUAUUACCAACAAUAAGGCAUAUGACAAUGAUUAUGAUGAGGAUGAAGAGUUUUAUGAUAGGUUUAAUAGUGAUUCUGAUUGUGAUGAAGAUUCCUUUCAACCAAUGCAUAAGCCGGCGCUGAAGGCAACUUGCCUCACUAGCAAGGGUGUGCCUGUUGAAAUAAGUAAUGUUGAACAACUUUGUUCUUCUGGAAAACCUGCAGUAUUGUGUGAGCUAUGUGGCAAGUUAUUUUGGGAUGAAGAUGAAUUUUUAAAACCUGUUAGGGAACUAGUUUUAAGUAUGACAAAACUCAGCAUCUGAGAAUACAUUUACCAUGGUACAAAUUGAUUUUAAAAGCAAUACUGUUUCAAAGUAAAUUGUUUAUUCAAACAUUAAUAUAUUGCCUAUUAUAAUAUGUGUAUAUAACAUAUUUUAGAUAGUAAAUCACUAUACAUUAUACUUAAGCGUUAAAGCAUAUGAUUCAUAUUAAUCUAAAUUAGUAAGGUAAUGUCUAUAGUGAAUCUCAUAUUUGUUUGGUCCCAAAACAUGUGACUAUGACAAAGUGUACAUAUUGUAGGAUUGAUUGUAUGUAUUAUAAAGAGUCCUUUUAGGAAUAUAUCCAAAUGCAGUUUUAUAAAAAAAUAUGGACAAAGAAUUGUUAACUUUAUAAAAAAUAAAAUAAACAAUACAAUUAUGUACUUAUAUUUUCAACUCCCCUUUAUCACAAAUACCAUUUAGCUUAUUGGUGUAUAUUUAUACAGGUGUAAAAAGUGAAUUCUCCAAGUAUGAUUUACAUUGAAUAUGUUACGGGUAUUCCACGAGAAUUUCGCUUACGAAA
Molecule: messenger RNA, 3651 nt
Organism: Cydia pomonella (codling moth)
Lineage: Eukaryota; Metazoa; Arthropoda; Insecta; Lepidoptera; Tortricidae
Gene: Nbr
Product: exonuclease mut-7 homolog
Exons: 1
Coding region: 609-3134 (841 amino acids)
Biological process (GO): nucleobase-containing compound metabolic process
Molecular function (GO): nucleic acid binding; 3'-5' exonuclease activity
Source: RefSeq, a predicted model, not a curated record